CGCGGCACUUGCUAGGCAGUGAAGGGUUGUCCUCCACGGAGACAGGGAGCAGCUGUACAAGAUGGCGACUCUAGCUAUGGUGCCGGAUUCAUGCGUUGUGGCCUCUGUUCAAUCUCCCCUUCCGGAACCCCAGGAAGUCUCACUUGACGAUGUCUCGGUGAACGCUUCUCCCAGCGUCGAAAACCAUCCGGCGGAGGCAGCUGAACAAACCGAAGAGUCAGCAGCAGAGAUGUUCCGAUCCAAAGCGGCACCCUCGUCUGUGGGGCUGUGGACCUCCAAGCGGGAUGGCGUGGUCAAGCUACGGAUGGACGAAAGCGGGAUUGGGUGUGAGCCGCCCAUCACAGUCCACGAACUCUUCCUGAACACUGUGAACCAGUACGGGGACUUCUCUGCGUUGGCCUCGAAGAAGCACGGCAAAUGGACCAGGAUGACGUUCAGGCAGUACUACGAAGAAUGCAGGGUGGCAGCCAAAAGCUUCUUAAAGCUGGGUCUUGAUCGUUUCCACGGAGUCUGCAUCCUGGGGUUCAACUCGGCGGAAUGGUUCAUCGCCGACGUGGGGGCCAUUUUCGCAGGGGGCCUUGCGGUGGGCAUCUACACGACCAACUCUCCGGAAGCUUGCCAGUACGUAGCGGAGAACUGUGGGGCCAACAUAAUCGUGGUGGAGAAUGAAAAGCAGCUCCAGAAAAUCCAAGAGAUCCAAGGCAAACUGCCUCUCCUGAAAGCAAUCAUCAUGUAUGGCGAAGAAGUCAAGGAGAAAAAGCCAAAUCUCUACUCCUGGACUGAAUUCAUGGCGCUGGGCAGCACCGUCUCGGACGACCAGCUGGACAAAAUAAUUGCGUCUCAGAAGCCAAACCAGUGCUGCACCCUGAUCUACACCUCGGGGACGACGGGGCAGCCCAAGGGAGUCAUGCUAAGCCAUGACAAUAUCACGUGGACGGCCCGGGCAGGAGGGGAAUACGUCAACCUAAGCAAGGCCACGGAGCAGCAAGAGAUCGUGGUGAGCUACCUGCCCCUCAGUCACGUCGCCGCCCAGAUGAUUGACAUCUGGCUGCCAGUAACGUUCGGGAUACAGACGUACUUUGCACAGCCGGACGCGCUAAAGGGCACCUUGGUGGACACGCUGAAGGAAGUGAGGCCCACGGCUUUCAUGGGGGUCCCUCGGGUCUGGGAGAAGAUGCAGGAGAAGAUGAAAUCGGCCGGGGCGAAGUCCUCGGCGCUGAAGAGGCGGAUCGCCGCGUGGGCCAAGAUGGUCGGUCUGGAGACCAACCUGAAACUCCUCAAUGGGUCUACCGAUCUCCCGAUGAACUACCGCCUGGCCAGGACGCUCGUCUUCAAGAAGGUGCGGAAGGCCCUGGGAUUGGACCGCUGCACGAAGUGUUACACGGGGGCCGCCCCCAUCAUGAAGGACACCUUGGAGUAUUUCCUCAGCCUCGACAUUCCGAUCUACGAGCUGUACGGCAUGAGCGAAAGCACCGGGCCUCACACGGUUUCUUACAAGAAUGCGCACCGGUUGACAAGUUGCGGGAAAGAGAUCACGGGCUGCAAAACUAUGCUUUUCAAGCCGGACCACGAAGGCAUCGGGGAGGUCUGCUUUGCUGGGCGCCACGUAUUUAUGGGCUACCUAAAUAUGGAAGAGAAAACCAAAGAGGCGAUUGAUGACGAGGGCUGGCUGCAUUCCGGUGACCUCGGUAAACAUGACCUGGACGGCUUCCUCUAUAUCACUGGGAGAAUCAAAGAGCUGAUCAUCACGGCAGGCGGAGAAAACAUUCCCCCAGUCCCAAUCGAGGACGCCGUCAAAGAGGCCGUUCCCUUCCUGAGCAACGUCAUGCUGGUGGGCGACAAGGCCAAAUUCCUUGGGAUGCUCAUGACACUCAAGUGCAACGUGAACAUGGAUACGGGAGAGCCAGAAGACGAGCUCACGCCUGACGUCAUUGACUUCUUUCACAAGCUGGGUGCUAAAGGCACCAAAGUCUCCGACAUCAUAAAACGCAAAGAUCAGGUCGUGUUUGCUGCCAUCCAGAAAGGGGUCACCUCCGUCAACGAACAGGCGACUUCGAACGCCCAGAAGAUCCAGAAAUGGAUCCUCCUCGACAAGGAUUUUUCCAUCAGCGGCGGCGAACUGGGCCCCACCAUGAAACUCAAGCGGCCUGUGGUGGUCAAGAUGUACCAAGAGCAGAUAGACCAACUUUACUCGGAAACAAUCGACAAAUAACCACGGAAUUGCUGCUCAAACUCCGGUCUGCCUCUAUUAGAAGUCCAGCCUUGGCUCUUCUCCGCUGUCUUUUGUAAAUGCGACCCUGUUUUUGCACGGAUUCUCUUGCCCAGAGAGAAACACCGCCUCUUUUUUUUCUUUUCCUCCCUUGAUAAACGAGGUUUCAAUAAAGGCAGCUCCCUGAACUCAGCUGUCCUUUACUUCUCUCCGCCCAGCCCCUCUCUGUGUUUGCUUUGCAACACCUUGACAGCAUUUCUGCCAUCCAUGCUCCGUGUUUCUCUUUCUCCAUCUCCCCCGGGGCUGGUUUUGGAUAACCUGCCAGGAACUGCCCUUCUGGUAGUGCAAAUUGCCGGACGCUUGUCAUUUUCGUGGCUGAAGAUGGUUGCAAGAAUAUCUCGCCUUUUCCGCCAGCGUCUGUAUCCUCUUGCCCUCUCUCACCUGAUCCUUCCCAAAUGAAUGUACUGAGGACUUGAUUCCAUAAUUAAGGGAUUUCUCUCUUUCUGUGUGUGUGUCGUUGUACAAACCACACACUUCUCCCUCUGUGUUACAGGAUGCUGUUCUAGCCAACCACCUGAGGAUGCCGCCCAUGUACUUGGAAUAUUUUAUGGAUGUGGCUUCCUUUUGUCAGUCUGUGCCGUGUUGUAGCCUUUUAACAGAGCACUACACACCCACUCACCCCACCCACUCAAAGCAGUCCACAGGUGACAGCGGUCAACUUUGCACGUGCGGUGGAACGCUCUUGGAUAAAAGGAAAUCCAGCACAGUCACCAAACUCUUUUCUCACUCCCCCGCCCCCUUUUACAGCGAGGUUGUUCUUGGGGUCUCCGCUUCACACGUGACAAGACUCACAUUCGGGUAUGUGUCGCCGCUUUUCGAGGAAUCAUAGACGGCUCCUUGAUCCACAAACAUUUCUCCUGGCCCUGAUGGUGUCAAGUCCAGCCCUCCCGGUGACUAGUUUUGACAUCUCCUCGGCCACUAAGACAACGUCGAUAGCAGCCUUUGGGUGCAUACGGCAUUUCCCCUCCUCCCCUGUGGGAAAUGCAAGCAGCAUAACCUAAAAUUAUGUGCCCUGGUGCUACAAGCAUUUCUAGAACAUAGGCAGAGAAUGAGUCAGCUUCCUGAAUAAUUUUUUUUAGCUGUUCUAGCUAAAAGCGUGAUGCUGUUUUUCCCUGCUUCAGUUAUGUUUUUUGGGGUUGUUUGCCUGCAUUGGCUAGCUCUAUUGUAAAUGCAAGACCUAUCUCCAGUUAAAGUUUCAGGGAGUUGCAUGGUUUGUUCCCCUGCUUUUACUCCCUCUCUCUCUCCCCCCCCCCCCCACAUACUAUUUAUAUCAAUCUACCCCCUAUUUAUAUGAAUUUACAGCAAUUGCUACCGGCAUGUACAAACAACAAAAACGUAGAGCUAUCCAAAGAGACGAAGAAUGUGCUUUGGUGUCCCAUUUGAGCUGAGAAGUUAUUGGCGUGCAUGAUUUCGACACUGACCUGGUUCACAUGUAACGACAACCCCGAGUAUGGCUUGUCCGUCGAAUCGUGGGUUGUGGCUGAAUCAUGGGUUAUCGUUACCUGUGAACCCUGCAGUAUGUUUUAAUUAUGGGUUUUAACCACAAAGAACCCAUGGUUGGUCUGUCGGGUUGUAAACUCUGGAUUGUUCAUGGUUAACAUGCUGCAGGGUUCACACAUGAGGACAACCCACGAGAGUAUGACAACUCAUACUCUCGGUAAUGGUUACAUGCGAACCACAUCUCUUGUGUGUUUCAAAGCGGAGUGAGGGGGAGGCGUUGGGCAAACUGGACUGUAAUACUGGAUCUUUGAUGGUUUUGGAUGUAAUACAAUCAUGGAAAGGUAAUUAUUUAAUCUCAUUUUUUUUUAAAAAAAAAAGCUCUAAAAGGCACAAUCAAUAUAGGACAAAGUUAAUGCGCUCUUAUUCUGCUUUGCUAGAAAGAGUGUUAAAUAAAUGUCAUGAACAGCU
Molecule: messenger RNA, 4177 nt
Organism: Elgaria multicarinata webbii
Lineage: Eukaryota; Metazoa; Chordata; Lepidosauria; Squamata; Anguidae
Gene: ACSBG2
Product: acyl-CoA synthetase bubblegum family member 2
Exons: 15
Coding region: 62-2212 (716 amino acids)
Cellular component (GO): membrane; endoplasmic reticulum
Molecular function (GO): long-chain fatty acid-CoA ligase activity
Source: RefSeq, a predicted model, not a curated record